This is a messenger RNA of Cryptococcus wingfieldii CBS 7118, 372 nucleotides long. Its product is annotated as vacuolar transporter chaperone 1. NCBI's taxonomy places the organism in Eukaryota, Fungi, Basidiomycota, Tremellomycetes, Tremellales, Cryptococcaceae. Gene Ontology annotation, cellular component: fungal-type vacuole membrane; vacuolar transporter chaperone complex. The record is from RefSeq and is a predicted model, not a curated record. The coding region runs from base 1 to 372 and encodes 123 amino acids. The transcript is spliced from 5 exons.
AUGUCCACCCAGCCCCUCCUCCAGCGUACUGCCAAAAAGCGUAUCGCCCUCCCCGUCCGGGUCGAGCCCAAGGUCUUCUUCGCCAACGAACGAACAUUCCUCUCAUGGCUCCACUUUGCAGUCGUCCUCGGCGGUCUCGCCGUCGGUCUCUUGAACUUUGGCGAUAAAGUCGGCAAAAUAUCCGCCGCCAUGUACACCAUCAUAGCCAUGGGCGUCAUGCUCUACGCCCUGGUCGUAUACCAAAUGCGCGCGCGCGCCAUCCGCCUCAGGACGGGGGCGCCUUAUGAUGAUAGGUUGGGGCCUACGAUGCUCUGCGUAGCGCUCUUGGCUGCUAUCGUGACAAACUUUAUCCUUAAGGCUGUAUACGAAUAA